Molecule: messenger RNA, 6711 nt
Organism: Xenopus tropicalis (tropical clawed frog)
Lineage: Eukaryota; Metazoa; Chordata; Amphibia; Anura; Pipidae
Gene: gls
Product: glutaminase
Exons: 19
Coding region: 246-2216 (656 amino acids)
Biological process (GO): L-glutamine metabolic process
Cellular component (GO): mitochondrion
Molecular function (GO): glutaminase activity
Source: RefSeq, a predicted model, not a curated record
CACGGUAUGUUCAUUUUAAGACAUAAUCCCAGAGCCGUGCAAAAACUCGCCUCUUUGCAUAGAAACGUCAUCGGACCGCCCAUCAGGCCAACCAAUGUAUUUCUCCUUUAUCAUGACAGACAUGACAUGUAACCAAUGAGUUUUCUUGCAAGGGUUACCCUCUCCUUAGCUCAAGUAAAAAGCGAUCCGUAUUAAAUAUCAGACAUAGCGGCAACGUAGGGUGAGAGCAGACAAGCAAAGCAAACAUGAUACGUUUAGUGAGCAGUGUUAUGCUUAGAGAUUUACAGAACAUUAUGAGCUACAGGACUUCGGCCAUCACAUUAGUUUCUGUGUCUGUUCGUAGUCUUGCCACACCAGUUGGCUAUCACAAUGUUCGGAACAGAGGCGAUGUAAGCUGCUGGAAGAGACGUUGGCUGACAGGCGCGUGUGUACUGCCGGCCCGGAGGUACAGUUCCAAAUCUGAGGGUACGAUGGAAAAUGAUAGCAGCAAACUAACUCCACCCGACGUGGAAUCCGCUUCCAAACCUUCAAGUGAUGAAAAAAAGAAUAAACAAGGUUUGUUGCCUAGUCUAGAAGACUUAUUAUUUUACACAAUUGCAGAAGGACAAGAAAAAAUACCAGUUCAUAAAUUUAUCACUGCAUUAAAGGCCACUGGAUUACGCACAUCUGACCCCAGGCUGAAAGAAUGCAUGGACAUGCUAAGAUUAUCUCUUCAAACGAUGUCGGAUGGUGUCAUGCUAGAUAAGGAACUCUUUAAAAAGUGUGUUCAAAGCAACAUUGUGCUGCUAACGCAGGCCUUUCGAAGAAAGUUUGUGAUUCCAGAUUUUAUGUCUUUUACAUCACACAUCGAUGAACUUUAUGAAAAUGCCAGGAAGUUGUCUGGUGGAAAGGUUGCAGAUUAUAUUCCUCAACUAGCUAAAUUCAGCCCUGAUUUGUGGGGAGUUUCUAUUUGUACUGUAGAUGGGCAAAGGCAUUCAGUAGGUGAUACCAAAGUACCAUUUUGCCUCCAGUCUUGUGUGAAACCUUUGAAAUAUGCCAUUGCAGUAAAUGACCUCAGCACAGAGUAUGUACACCGAUAUGUUGGAAAAGAGCCCAGUGGCUUACGGUUCAACAAAUUAUUUCUUAAUGAAGAUGAGAAACCGCACAAUCCUAUGGUAAAUGCUGGUGCUAUUGUGAUCACUUCUUUAAUAAAGGCGUUUGGAACGUUUGCUUUAAUGAACAAAACAAUAGAACGUGGCCAUCGAAAGCAAGGAUCAAGCAAUGCUGAAAAAUUCGAUUAUGUGAUGCAGUUUUUUAAUAAGAUGGCUGGCAAUGAAUAUGUUGGCUUCAGUAAUGCCACGUUUCAGUCAGAGAGAGAAAGUGGAGAUCGAAAUUUUGCAAUUGGAUAUUACCUUAAAGAAAAAAAGUGCUUCCCAGAGCACACUGACAUGGUUGGAACUCUGGACUUUUAUUUCCAGUUGUGUUCCAUAGAAGUUACUUGUGAAUCUGCCAGUGUCAUGGCAGCAACAUUGGCAAAUGGUGGCUUCUGUCCGAUAACAGGGGAGAGGAUUCUGAGUCCUGAAGCAGUCAGAAACACAUUAAGUUUGAUGCACUCUUGUGGAAUGUAUGACUUUUCUGGACAGUUUGCAUUUCAUGUGGGCCUGCCGUCAAAAUCUGGAGUUUCUGGGGGCAUCCUACUAGUUGUGCCCAAUGUUAUGGGUAUGAUGUGUUGGUCUCCUCCACUUGAUAAGCUGGGAAACAGUGUUCGUGGGAUUCAGUUCUGUCAAGAUUUGGUAUCUCUUUGCAACUUUCAUAAUUAUGAUAAUUUAAGGCACUUUGCAAAAAAGCUUGAUCCUCGUCGGGAAGGAGGUGACCAAAGGGUGAAAUCUGUAAUAAACCUUUUGUUUGCAGCUUAUACAGGGGACGUGUCUGCUCUCAGAAGGUUUGCGCUCUCUGGAAUGGACAUGGAACAACGUGACUAUGAUUCUCGCACAGCCUUGCAUGUAGCAUCUGCAGAAGGACAUGUUGAAGUUGUUCGUUUUCUGCUCGAAGCAUGCAAAGUAAAUCCAUUCCCAAAGGACAGAUGGAAUAACACUCCAAUGGAUGAAGCAAUGCAUUUUGGACAUCACGAUGUUGUAAAAAUCCUUCAAGAAUACCAAAAUAACUAUAAACCCUUGGAUGAACCAAAUAAUGGAAAUGAUCAGACAGUUCAGACGAACCUGGAUGGAAUGUUAUAACUACAAGUUACAAAACUUGAUAUAUUUGCACUUGCUAGGGUAGUAGGAACCUAUGAAGAGCGUGUAUUUGUAUUGUAUACUAGUAUAUUUUAAAUAGUGUACAUGUGUUUCCGUGUUAUCUUUUUUGUUGAAGGCUCAAUAUGAAAUAUGAGAAAAAGCAACAAAGGUCAAGCUAAGGUUAUUUUUGAAAGUGCAGAGUUAAUAGGUUUUAUGCUAAAUAUGUUUGCCCUAAUUUUUAGUGGCAUUUGAGUAAUCAUUAUGCACCUUUUGUAUUGUGUAUUAUAUACAAAGUUAUACUAAAACCAGUAAGCGAGUACACUGUUGCUUUGUCUCAGGUGAUAUUCAGGCUAUCAGAUUGUACUUGUCCAUGUGUGGAGCUAAUAUUAGAUUUAUAUGUUGGUGGUGCUCUGCUUGGUAUCUCCACCGCUUGUAGAAAUAAUAUAUGCAUAUCUCUCAGUAUUUCCAAAUGGCACGCACAUGACUCUGCAACUUCCAAUCAAUGUGUAGUUUUAUUCAGCAGUGCAGAGAUCUUGACUAAAACUGCACAUUGAUUGCACAUUGCAGAGUCAUGUGAAAUAUUGUGACAUUGUAUAUACACUAAAGCAUUUUUCUUAAAUUGAGAGAUAUUAUAUUGACAUACAGAAUCACAAAAUGCAGUAUCUGACAAAUUAUAUUGUACUUUUAGAAUACCUUUUAGUAUAUUCCAUUUUCGGACCAUCCAAGUAAUGUUUUUUAUGAUGACAAAUUAUCAUACAAGGAUUUAAAGUAUCAGUAACACCAAAAAUUGUAAUGAAUAAUAUGACAACAUUUUUUCUAUUUCUAUUAUUAGAAGAAGCCCUGGUUAUUAUUGCAGCAUAUUUAUACUCUGUUCAGCCAUAUUUAAUCUGUUAUCUAUUGAAAGCCCUACUGCUUUAGAUAAGGCAUAUUCACAACUGUUCUGAUAAGCCGUAAGCAUACAUGCUCAUAUCUGGUUGGCAGUUUUGUUAAUUUUUACCAUAAUGGCCAACUGUCUUGGAAUGUAUGCCAGCUUGGGCUUAGGUUUCAAUAGAUACUGCAAUCUAACAAAGGUUCACAGAUUAUCUGUUUUGUUUUGAAAAUGCCUUCUGCCGAAGAUGUCACUGUAUGAGUAGUUUAUUGGCAAGUAAAAGAAGAAAGUUCCUUUUCACUUCCUUAAGAUCUUUUGGUAUAUGCACUGUUAGCCCAAAUGAAGAAAAAAUUGGAGCAUGGCCUUGCACUUGUAUGGCCAGUUAUUUGGAUAGCAUAGAAGAUUGGCUAGUGUAUGGCCAAAUUUCCCAAUAAAAUAAAAUGUAUUUAGAAAAUGUCAUGCUGGAGUUGCAUUUUAAAAGCACAGACUAUGUAAAAAAGUUUAGGGCCUUUUUGACAUCAUGGUUUUACUCGACCAUCAACAGUUAAAACUGCAGUCUAGUAUUUUCAUUACCCAGAGGUUAACCUCUCCAGUAGCUAAUGAUUUUCUGACAGGAACCCAAAAGGAUUUCUAACAACGUAUUAGAAAAUGUUGUUGAACAUAUUCUAACACGGCAUUAGUAAGCAAUUGUUAGAAAUCCUUUUGAUGGGUGGCUUUGGGAGGCACAAGUAUAUAGUAUAUUCAGUGCACAUACAGUGUAUUUAGUGUAAACAGAAACAUAUUUCAUGCAUUCAUUAGUUUAAAAUUACUUACAUAUUUUAUAGCACGUAAAAACACAAAAUAUCAUAUCUUUUAAGUUAAGGUUUUCCCUAAACCUUCCUAUCUUUAGGGAGUGGUAGUCUUAGAAAAUAUUUUGUUCCAUUGUCCAUUGUUAUGCCACUGCUUAACAAUUUAUUAAACAGCCAUCUCAGGGAAAAGUCCAAAUAUCUAAGAACCACCACCAAAAUGCCUUGGUAAAAACUGACAAAUGCCUAGAGCACUUUGAUCUAUGGGCCUCUAGAACAUCUAGUGGUCGAGAAAGAUAAAUCAUAGUAAAAUAGGUCAAUUAAUAGCUUAACAUUUUUAAAAGCUCACCCUGAGCUCAAGCAAGAAUUUUGCAAUAUAUCAGUUGCUUGCUGGAUUCUGUGCAUUUCCUUUUGUAGCUGCCGUACCAGGGUUCAUUGAAGUUAUCCAAGCAUAUACUUCAUUCAGUUGCUUGUGUGCUCUUUGUAGUAGGUUGUUGAUCUUUUCAGCAAGUUACAAAUUACAUAAACAAUAGUUUUGGAUAACAUAUUUAUUGUUUUGUAUACAUUUUAAAUAGACUUGUUGAUGCUCAUAAAUGAUAAUUAAGCAAUCAUAAUAGCAUGGCAGUAAGAAAAUAAUAGGAACUAUUUUUAAUUUGUUAAUAGAAAGACGAGAAGGUGUUAAAACUCAAAAUGAAGAAAAUAGCUUCUAGAAGAUAUAUAUAAAGGCAUGAUAUAACUAUAUGAAUGCCUUUGCUCUUGAAGGUAACCCUCUAGCAGCACAGGUGGGAAAAUGAUGCAUUAUUUUGUUAGUUGCAGAGCUGAAAUAUAGUAAUUAACUUUAUUAAUUACUAAUCAAUCAACCCUAUAUUGUGACAUUUAUAUUCUAUAUAUACUGUAUAUUUUGCUUCAGUCCCUAAGUAUGUGCAGUAAAUCUGCAGAAAAGAAGAUGGGGAGCUAAUGGGGACAUCUUUGGAGGCACAGAUUUUCCCUGCUUAAGGGCUGUGGUUACUUUGGGCUGGUACAGAAACCCAAAACAAUAAUGUACAACAUUUAUAGGCUACUUCUUUAGUGAAGCUUUAGUUCUCCUUUAAUGAGUACCCACAUGGCACCAAAGCAGUUUAUUUAUAUAAAUUAUAGUAGUGUUACUGAAGAACAAACAUCAAUUUACCAGUUUAGGGCAACAGUAAAUUAUAUCUUAUUUACUUUUAAACCCUUCCACUUUUUUAUGUUAAUGUUCCUUUAAGUUCUGUACUGUUUAAGGUAAACUGCCUCUUUAAGAUAUCUGCUUUUCUGUAUUUCAGGUCAUACAGGUGAUACAGGCACCAGUGGAAAAAAAAAACAUUAGAAUAAUGUAUUAAAAAGUUUUAUUUGCAGCUUCAUAUUUGAAAAUUGUGUAAAAUCCAGUGCAAAAGCAGCAGUAAAAAAAAGUCUUUGAUUUGGAUUGGAGUUUAUACCUAUGACUUUGGCUUCCUCUAUUGUUAAAGCUGCAUUGUGUAAUUUUGAAGCGAAUCUGAUGUUGCAAUAAAAAAAAAUAAAGGGGAAAUUAAGUCAUCCCAUUAAGUUAAGCGUUUCUUUUAGAACAGGGUAUAUUUCCAAUAUAUAUGCAUUAUUUUUUUUUUUUCUUACUGUUGUAAAGAUAAAACCAGCCCUACCUAAAUUAAGAAAUUUAGACAGUUAUCGGCAGCCUUAUACUCUCAGCGUAGCUGGACCCCAUUGAUGCAGAGAAUACACAUCCAGUGACUAGUAUACUUCCUUACGAUUGGCUCCUAUUGCACACGGAGGACUAUGUAGAAUGAGAUCAAUUGGAUUACUUUAGAAUCUAAGCAGGGGAUGACUGAGGCUGUCAUUGACUGUGGUUGAACUUGGAUUGUUAUCUGUACAACAGUAAUUAAACAUAAGUAUUGGAAUCUUACUUGUCUUAGGGAUUCUAACAGAAUCCCUUAAUGUAAUAGGAUAAAUAUGUAUCCUUUUAAAGGGGAUGUCAAAAUCUAAACUCAGUGUUUAUAUAUAUAUAUAUAUAUAUAUAGCCCUAAGAGAGGGAAGCACUAUAAAAGGUGAUGUUCUAAAAAAACAGGUGGUAAAGCAAUUAAAACACAGCUAACCAAAGCUCUGUAUUCUUCAGUGUCUAGUUGAAUAAGGAGUGGGCAUGUUUCACUCUCUUCACACUCCAGUAAACAAAGUCCUGUGCUUUAUUUCAAGUCUGGUACAUGACAGUCCCCGCUUUUGGUUUGCUACAGUGCAAUCCUCUGCUUUUUUUUCACAUCAGGACAGCCACUUGCCAUGUUUGGUUACAGGAGCUGUGAGCAGACCAGAUGUCAGGGGCAUAGGAUAUGAUGCAAAAUAGAAAGACUUCUAAUACAAAAAAAAGGUAGAGAAUUUUUAAUGAAUUUAUAUUCAGAUUUAUUUAAUUUGGUAUAAUUAACACACAAGGAUUAAGAUUUUUGACUUGACAUCUUUAAAACAUUAUUCAGAAACAAACUGCUGUAGUCUUAGGGAAUUUUGUUUGAUUAAAAAUGUUAUUACUGAGGAGUAUAGAGAAAUGUUUAUGUUCCUCUUAAUAGUUUUGGUAUUAAUGUGUUGUAAUGUGUUCUGUUUUGUACAUAUAUCACAGAUAUAUAUGAAUUCCAGUCCUAGCACUGAAUAAAUGCAGCUUCUUUUUCUGGUAUCUGCUUAGACAAUACUGAAUGUAUUUAUUUAAAAUACUGAAUACAUUAUUUUUCUUUAUUUAUAUUGCAUCUACAUAUUCUGCAGUGCUAUAAAUGAAACCAAAUUGAAAAAAAAUAUUUAUUUAAAUUUAUUAGAACCUAUUGUUGCUUUGUAAUGUGUAAUAAAGAAGUAAACCAAA